CGGCGGGCUCCGUCUGCAGCCUCAUUAGCUUAUGUCCUUGUUGAUCACAGAUAAGAGGGUAUAUAGACAACCAUUUCUUCUGAGUUCCCAGCGCCGCUUCACCAGAACAGCCAACAGCUCACACUGCACCGAGCGUCCGUACUACCAAUCAUUAAGCCUAUUCAGAGUGGUGCAAGCAGAUUGUAGAAACACCUCCUUCGAUCCCACAUAACAAAAUGUCACAGCUUAGCUACGCACGCUACGGCAAGGACAAUGUCCGCCUGUACAAGGUGAAGCGCAACAGCGAUGGCACGCAAGAAGUUGUCGAGAUGACCGUUCGCAUCCUCCUUGAGGGUGACAUUGAAACUUCGUACACGGAAGCUGAUAACUCCGUUGUCGUCGCAACCGACACCCAGAAACAGACCACGUACAUCCUCGCAAAGCAAAAUCCGAUCCAGCCACCCGAGCUAUUCGCCUCCAUACUCGGAAACCACUUCAUCUCAACCUAUUCACAUAUUCACGCCUGCCAUGUCAAUAUCGUACAACACCGUUGGACCCGCCUGACUAUCGACGGCAAGCCCCACCCUCAUAGCUUCUACCGGGACGGUGAGGAGGUUCGUACUGUCGAGCUUGUGGCACGCGAGGGUGCAGGCAUCAGCAUAAAGAGCGGCAUUGAUAAGUUGUUGGUUCUGAAGAGCACUGGCUCUGCCUUCUACGGCUUCCACAGAGACGAGUACACCGCGCUACCAGAGACGUGGGAUCGCAUCCUCAGCACGGAAGUCAAGGCGAACUGGAAUUGGAAGACAUUUGCAUCGCUCGACGAGGUCAAGUCCAAGGUUAGCGAGUUCGACAUUGCGCACAAGACAUCUCGCGACAUCACCCUAUCCACGUUCGCCAAGGACGAAUCCGCCUCUGUUCAGAACACCAUGUACAAGAUGUGCGACCAAAUUCUGGCCAGCGUCCCACUGGUCGAAAGCGUCGAGUAUUCGCUACCCAACAAGCACUACUUCGAGAUCGACCUGAGCUGGCACAAGGGCCUCAAGAAUACUGGCAAGGACGCUGAGGUGUAUGCUCCUCAGAGUAACCCGAACGGUCUCAUCCAAUGCACCGUAAGCCGCAAAGGCGGCAAAGCCAAGUUGUAGAGCCGGAAGAGAUCUGAAAGACUAGACUUGGUGAUAAAAGGUUGGAUAAUACCCAAGAGCCGGUUUGCUCAAUAUUCUGUCCUCCUUAACGCAAUGUCCAGCGUUCAGUAUGCACAUCGAAGCUUCUUGUUUAUAUCUGUCGGCUUAUAUCUAUUAUUGUAUAUAAAUCUUCCGCACUGCCUGUGCACGAAUGCCCGCAGUCGUGAUUUAUGAUUUCAUCUCGAGGGAAAUUUGCACGACAGCGAAUACUUGCAUUUGCUUAUGAGAAUUUCUUAUUUCAUCUUGAAUAGAGCACAUAGGCCUGGCAAAGCAUAUUAAUCAGCCAUGAUUUCAUCGCCA
Messenger RNA from Verruconis gallopava, 1460 nucleotides. RefSeq names its product urate oxidase. Gene Ontology annotation, molecular function: urate oxidase activity. Gene Ontology annotation, cellular component: peroxisome. The record is from RefSeq and is a predicted model, not a curated record. NCBI's taxonomy places the organism in Eukaryota, Fungi, Ascomycota, Dothideomycetes, Venturiales, Sympoventuriaceae. Bases 216 to 1121 code for a protein of 301 amino acids. The transcript is spliced from 2 exons. Gene Ontology annotation, biological process: urate catabolic process; purine nucleobase catabolic process.